Molecule: messenger RNA, 1670 nt
Organism: Andrographis paniculata
Lineage: Eukaryota; Viridiplantae; Streptophyta; Magnoliopsida; Lamiales; Acanthaceae
Product: D-amino-acid transaminase, chloroplastic
Exons: 4
Coding region: 408-1550 (380 amino acids)
Biological process (GO): carboxylic acid metabolic process
Molecular function (GO): catalytic activity
Source: RefSeq, a predicted model, not a curated record
AAUAAUGAAUUUAAAAUGGAGAAAGGAACCAGUCGCCGGCGUUGGUGUCCCGUCCGCCGUCACCGCCUCCGCCUCCACCUCCACCUCCGCCGCUCAAUCCCCAAAUUCACACCGCCUUGUUCUGUGUUUCCAUCUCAAAUCUCGUCUGAUUGUGGAUUCCAUGGCCGGCAAGUCCCUCUCCCCCUGUCGAUGUCUCAAUCUCAUUCAUGGCCGCUUUUGGGUGGUUAUAUGAAUUCUUUACUUCCCACUCUCCGCGCCACCCCAAAUCCCUAUCCCCAUCGACAUUAAAUAUGCUGAAACAAUCCCCAAAUGAUUCGCCCAAUUUUGUUCUUAAUUGGAGGAAUCUCUUCGUCACUCUUCUGCUGCGUGCUCUCGUCGAUUAAUCCCUCUCGCUACGCACACUCCACAUGGCGUCGUCUCUACCGACUUCUAUGGCGAUUCCGAUCUCGCAACCUUCGCCGACGCUGAAUCGCUGCGCCACCAGACGGAUUAAUGGAACAGUGUCUCGUUUCCGAUCGAAUUGCGUCAACUGUUCGAUCCAAACCGACCUCUCCCCAGAGUCGAAUCGAUUGUUUGAUGUUCCUGUUCUUACUUGCUCAGAGGCCAUUGAUAGGUUAAGAACAACUCAAAAAGCCUCCAAAAGCAAGCAGCAAUAUCUGGCAAUGUAUUCGAGCAUUUUUGGAGGAAUCACAACAGAUCCAACAGCAAUGGUGCUUCCAAUAGACGAUCACAUAGUCCACCGUGGGCACGGCGUGUUCGACACUGCCGCCAUCAUCGAUGGCUAUCUAUACGAGCUCGACCAGCAUCUCAACCGGUUCUUAGGAUCAGCAGCAAUGGCAAAAAUAAAAACUCCAUUCGACAGGGACACAAUUAGGCGAAUCCUCGUGCAAACCGUGAGUGUGUCCAAGUGCAGGGUCGGAUCGUUAAGGUAUUGGCUCUCGGCCGGCCCCGGCGAUUUCCAGCUGUCUCCAUCCGGUUGCCAUGGAUCGUCAAUGUACGCCAUUGUUAUCCAAGAUCACUCUCCACGGGAUGACAGUGGCGUCAAAGUAGUGACCUCUUUGAUUCCUAUAAAGGCCCCUCAGUUUGCUGUUAUGAAGAGUGUGAAUUAUCUUCCCAACGCGCUGUCAAAGAUGGAGGCUGAAGAGAACGGCGCUUAUGCAGCGAUCUGGCUGGAUGACGAGGGGUAUGUUGCCGAAGGGCCUAAUAUGAACGUGGCGUUUGUGACGAAGGAAAGGGAGCUUUUGAUGCCGAAGUUUGAUAAAAUUCUGAGCGGCUGCACGGCGAGAAGGGUGUUGACGCUCGCGGAACGUUUGGUUAAGGAGGGAAAGCUCAAAGGGAUUCGAGUAGGGAACGUUACGGUGGAGGAGGGUAAGAAGGCGAGCGAAAUGAUGCUUAUUGGAAGUGGAGUUCUUGUCCGAGCAAUAGUACAAUGGGAUGACCAAAUCAUCGGCGAUGGUAAAGAAGGUCCGAUAAGUCGCGCGCUGCUGGAUCUUGUUAUCGAGGAUAUGAAAUCGGGGCCAUCCUCGGUGAGAGUCCCGGUUUCGUAUUAACUCGGGUUUGUUCGUUUCUUUUGUUAUGGAACUAAAAUAUUAAGCUCAACUCGAUUCGUUUCGUCUAAGAUUGUUGAUAAUGCUUAUAAGCAAUGAGUUGGUGGAUUGUUUGGAGGCGUC